CUUUAACUACUCAACCUCUGACGUCGCCGCAAUUCUCAACGUCAGCCGUUAAUCUCAACCAUGGUAGAUCCAGCUGUUGCAAGGCCGUAAGAACAGUCAAGUAUCCGUUUAAAAACAUCUGACACUGAUGCCUAACGCACCGCCGGAACGACCUCGUGCAGCGGCGGAGACGCCUCGCUGUUUGACAAUUGAAGAACACCGCUUGCAAGCAACAAAAUGUCUCGAGAUAAUGAAUAACGACUUGAGAGCCAACAUUUGCGGCAUAAGAUCAGGAGCACAUCUAUCCACUCUUACAGCAAAACAAGUCAAUGAGCAUAUCCACAACGAUCUACGGAAUUCUUGUUGCUUCUGGGUUUCGCACCUUGAACAAGCAGGCUGGACUUCAGAUGACGAGGGACCCGUUUUCUCAUUCCUUAGCCUACAUUUUUUCCAUUGGAUUGAGGUUUUGGCUCUCAUUGGUAAGGCUACAGAAAGUAUAUGCGCCGUUGAAAGGUUGACUGAGCUGUCGAGCCACAACAGAAAUGAGAGAUUUUCGACUUUUCUCAAUGAAGGUCUACAACUGUUACGCAAUAAUAUGUCUAUAAUCGACGCAUAUCCUUUACAAUUGUAUUUCUCAGUUUCAAUAUUCGCCCCAAAAGAUAGUCUUGUCGCAAACGCAUUUGGGAACGACAUCCCUCCAAUGCUCUCUCUUCUACCAAGACGCGAGCCUGGAUGGGACGAUAGCCAGCAGAUAUUUGAAGGACACCAAAACGCAGUGACCAAUGCGGAGGCUUCGCCAGACUCAACUCUCCUGGUAUCUAGUUCCGAGGAUUGUACGGUGCGGAUAUGGAGGGUUAAAGAUGGAAAAUGCCUCUACAAAUUUGUUGGCCAUAAGGACUGUGUCUUUUCAGCCGCAUUCUUUCCAAGUGGGGAGAUAGUCGCUUCUGGUUCGCUUGAUAGGACCGUAAAGCUAUGGUCUAUCAAAGAUGGCAAGUGUUUACGCACAUUGAGAGGGCAUAACAGUGCGGUACACCACUUAGCAAUCUCACCUAACUCUUCCUGUCUUGCAUUUGCUUCCCACAUUGACGCCGAGUCUGGUUCAGGCAAGAUUUGGCUCUGGUCUAUCAUUAACAAGAAAUACACCCAGGAGCUGCAAGGGCAUUGGGGGGGCGUCAAUUCGGUUGCCUUUUCGCCUGACUCAAAACUUUUGGUGACAGGCACCGAGGAUGGAUUCAUACGGGUAUGGGAUAUCCAAGACACCAAGUGUCUUUACACUCUCCAGGGACAUGAGUCCCCAGUUUACUCAGCUCUAUUCGCACCAAACUCUUCUUAUAUCGCAUCAAGCUCUUUUGACGGCACAACGCGAAUCUGGGACUUUACUACAGAGAUGUGUACACAGACAUUCGAAAGUGAUACGACUAUCACUAUUGUUUCAAUCUCACCCGACUCAAAACUUGUUGCAACUGCUUCUUCGACUUACGAGAUCCAGAUUUGGAACGUCGACACAGGAUCUUGUGACUAUCGCCUGAAUGGCCAUGUUGAAAGCAUAUCCUCAGUUGCAUUCUCUCCCAACUCACAGCUUUUAGUGUCAGCUUCUGCUGACUUCACAGUUCGAACCUGGAAAUUAAACAGUUGUUCCGCUUUAAAGUCUAAGAACAAACAUGGGGCAGUCAAUGUGGUAGAGCUUUCACCUGACUGCUCAGUCCUCGCAUCAGGUGAUACAGAUGGAUUAAUCAAUUUAUUGAGUAUGAGUGACGGAAGACGCAUUUCUGCCCUUCAGGCCGGUGAUCACAGCUUUAUGCUCUUCACAGCUCUUACAUUCUCAAAUGACGGGCAAUACCUCUUAUCACUUGAAUUUAGUGGUGAAGCUUGGCUGUGGAGUGUUCGCGAUGGAAAAUGCAUUCACGAUUUCUCUGGUUAUGACUGGGGAAUAAAAGCAGUGUCAUUUUCCCGAGACUCCAAGGUUCUUAUCCUCGGAUGUGGUGAUGGCGUACUUCGACGAUGGGAAAUUGGUAUGCGUUUUCUCGAUGACCUAAUGGGGCAUGAAGCAGCGAUAUACGUAGUUACAACGUCUUCCUACUCCGAAAUUGUUGCAUCAGGUGAUAGGAGUGGCGUGGUAAGAAUCUGGAACAUGAGAAUGGAUACCUGUUUACAUGAGCUUAAAGGCCAUGAGGAUGAGGUGGUUGCAGCUGUAUUCUCACCUGACUCAGCUCAGCUUGCAACUUCAUCAUUGGAUAACAUAGUCCGUUUAUGGAAUGUCGGUGAUGGAAGCUGCAUCAGAAUUCUACAUCAAAAGGAGACAGCAAACUCGGUGGCAUUCUCGCCUGACCUCAGAUUUCUUGCAACUGCCAACUCAAACGACACAGUACAGAUAUGGCGCAUUAAGGAUGGCGAGAGUCUACUUACCUACAAGUUUCCUCGUGUGGGAAGCUGUGUGAUCAAGUUUGAUCCCAGUGGUACAAAACUCAUAUUCGACGCUGCGGUCCUGUCUCUUGAGAACAUGGCCCCAGUGGAUAGUAAUCCCAACUUCGCUGAUGAAUGCAUUGCUGAUGGUUUGGCUAUCACCCAGGACACCCAGUGGGUGACAUGGCGUGGAGAGAAGAUUAUCUGGCUACCAGUGUCGGUGCGUCCAAAAUGCUGGGUCAUUCACGGUAGCACUAUUGCCAUUGGAUGCAUGUCAGGAAGGGCGGUGAUAAUGAGACUGGAUUGUAUAGAGAAAUAGGAAAACUUAAACAUGCUGAAUUAGGGAGGGCAAUAAGUGUACAGUCUAGGUGUAUUAACAUAUAUACAUUACCUUUAUUAGGGCCAAAGCUUUCCAUAAUCACUUGAAUCUUAGUCUUAAGUCCCUACCAAGUUACCUUUAUUCAAAAGACAGAUUUUAGGCAAAGACCCCAUAUUCGUUUCAUCAUGCGAUCUUAAAUAGUUCAGUUUGUCGCAG
Messenger RNA from Fusarium redolens, 2917 nucleotides. RefSeq names its product WD40-repeat-containing domain protein. The transcript has 2 exons. Gene Ontology annotation, molecular function: protein binding. The coding region runs from base 128 to 2701 and encodes 857 amino acids. Lineage: Eukaryota; Fungi; Ascomycota; Sordariomycetes; Hypocreales; Nectriaceae. The record is from RefSeq and is a predicted model, not a curated record.